GGUAGCUUUGACUGUCAGGCGCGGAUUUUGUAAACAAGGCUAACUGUGUCAAUCUGUCUGAGUUCGAUUCGCUUCAUUUUAUUAAGAAGAUUAUAAACCUUAGUAUUUAGUUUUUUUUUCUUUUUUAAAACUAUUUCUCAUAGAUAAAAAGAGAAAGUGUUCUGCUGAAGAAAAUGUUUCAGCUGUUUGGGAAACUUUCUGAGAGCUGCGGCAGUAUGGCUUUAACCAGCACCGCUAGCUAACAUGCUAACGGUGCGGAGGAACAGCAGCAGCGGGGAGGCUGUCCGAGAGGAGCCGCUACUUCUUCAUGUGACAGCGGCCAGGCAUGCUAUUAGCGCACCUCCUCGGCAGAUUGACGCUUAGAUCCAGAUUACCGCGGGUAAGGCCGAGCUUUUUCUGGGCGGCACGGAGCGGCUGGUGCUCGGACACAGCGAAGGGGGAAAACAUGAUUCGCAGCCGGGGUCAGAUCAGACGGGUCCUGUGCGUCGCCGAGAAGAACGACGCAGCCAAGGGCAUCUCUGAGAUCAUGUCCACCGGCAGAGCCCGGAGGAGGGAAGGAUUUUCGAAGUUUAAUAAAAUAUACGAGUAUGAAUAUCAUCUUUUUGGCCAGAAUGUGACAGUGACGAUGACUUCAGUGUCAGGCCAUUUGCUGGGCCUGGAGUUCAAAGCACCUUUCCAGAAAUGGCACAGCUGCAAUCCCGUGUUGCUGUUUGAUGCAGAGGUAGAGAAGUAUUGCCCAGACAACAUGACACAAAUCAAGCGGACUCUAGAGAAGGAAGCGAGGCAGUGCCAGGCUGUGAUCAUCUGGACUGACUGUGAUCGGGAGGGAGAAAACAUCGGCUUUGAAAUCAUUGAUGUUUGUAAAGCAGUGAAACCCAAUUUGCAAUUCUUUCGGGCAAAGUUUUCUGAGAUCACUCCCAACUCAAUUCAAAGAGCGUGUGAGACGCUGACCGAGCCCAACGUUAACAUCAGCGAUGCUGUGGAUGUCCGGCAGGAGCUGGAUUUACGGAUAGGUGCGUCCUUUACUCGGUUCCAGACGCUUCGCCUGCAGAAGAUCUUCCCCAAAUCCUUGGCUAAUCAGCUGAUCUCAUAUGGCAGCUGUCAGUUUCCCACUCUAGGAUUUGUGGUGGAGCGGUUUAAAGCCAUUCAGGCCUUUAUACCCGAGACUUUCUAUAAGAUUAAAGUGCUCCAUGAGGUGGAAGAGGACUGCGUUGAGUUCAGUUGGAAGAGAAAACGUCUCUUCCACCACACAGCUUGCCUGGUGCUCUACCAGAUCUGCAUGGAGGAUCCCAUGGCAACAGUCACCUCAGUAACGAGCAAACCCAAAAGCAAAUGGAGACCGCUGCCUUUGGACACUGUGGAACUGGAGAAACUGGCAUCUAGGAAGCUCAGAAUAAACGCCAAAGAGACCAUGAAGAUUGCUGAAAAGCUUUACACUCAAGGGUUUAUCAGCUACCCUCGCACAGAAACAAACAUAUUUCUUGCAAACCUUCCCCUCGCAUCCCUGGUGGAGCAGCAGGCACAGAGUCCAGAGUGGGGAACCUUCGCCCAGCGGGUGCUGGACCAGCCUGGGGGCCCCAACCCACGGCAGGGCAAAAACUCUGACCAGGCCCACCCUCCCAUACACCCCACCAAGUACACCAACACACUGCAGGGCAACGAAGGACGUGUGUAUGAGUUCAUUGUCCGGCACUUCCUGGCCUGCGUAUCCCAGGAUGCUUUGGGGCAUGAGACCGUGGUGGACAUAGAAAUUGCUCAAGAAAGGUUCUCCACAUCUGGACUCAUGAUUAUUGCCAGGAAUUACCUGGAUGUUUACCCGUACGAGAGGUGGAGUACAAAGCUGAUACCAGUGUAUGAGCAGGGCUCCCAGUUCCAGCCCUCUGCUAUUGAGAUGGUGGAUGGACAGACCAGUCCACCUCAGCUGCUCACCGAAGCCGACCUCAUAUCGCUGAUGGAGAAGCACGGCAUUGGUACCGAUGCCACCCACGCAGACCAUAUCGAGACCAUUAAGAGUCGCAUGUAUGUUGGUUUGACAGCGGACCAGAGGUUCCUCCCAGGAGAGCUUGGCAUGGGACUAGUGGAGGGUUACAACUCCAUGGGUUACGAGAUGUCCAAACCGGACCUCCGUGCUGAACUGGAGGCCGAUCUCAAACUGGUGUCUGAGGGCAGGAAGGACAAGCAGAGUGUGCUGCAGCAUCACAUCCAGAAAUACAAAACUGUCUUCAUAGAGUCUGUUAGGAAAGCAAAGAAGUUGGAUGAAGCCCUGUCACCUUACCUGGGUGCAGCUCAUGAGAUCCCUGAGGCAGAGCAGCAGGACAUGGAGAUCCCGCUGCCUGUGAGGAAGUGUCCAAACUGUGGUCAGGACAUGGUGCUGAAGAAGAAGAGGGAGGGAAACAGUAAGUUCCUGACAUGUGUGGGCUACCCAGCCUGUAAGACAGCAUUGUGGUUCCCUGACAUGGUGCUGGAGGUCAGCAGGGACGACAGUAUUUGUCCCACUUGUCAACCAAGCCCCAUUCACAUGGUGAAGUUCAAGUUCCGCAGAGGCAGCCUGCCUCCCAUGAUGCCUCUGGAAUUUGUCGGCUGCAUUGGUGGCUGCGACGAGACACUCCGAUAAGUGCUGUUCCUCAAGUACCUCCUCUGAGGAGGCGGAGGGGGAAGCAGAGGACCAGGGGAUGCUGCAGGACGGAAUGGAGGGUGGGGAGGAGGUGCAGGAGAUGAUCCUCCACCUCCAAGGCCCCCUAGACCACAACCGCCCAGAGCUCCAAGCUCAAAUCCUCGCUCUUCCCUUCCUGCUGUUCCUGCUUGGACCCCACAGCCAACACCUCCGCUGGGUGGCAGCAGUAUUUGCGUAGAUCCCAGCAGUGAUGCAGUUGUGUGCAACUGUGGUCAGGAUGCUCUCCUCCUGACUGUGCACAAAGACGGUCCCAACCAAGGUCGUCAAUUCUACAAGUGCAACUCCGAGACCUGCAAUUUCUUUCUGUGGGCAGAUCAACCAAGUCAGCAGGGGGCGCCGCAGCAGAGCAGAGGGCCUCUGCUGUCGGCACAGAGGACCCCUUAGCCUCCAAGGCCCUCGUUAGGGUUCGGAAACAUAUCCAGAGGGCAUGAUGCCGGCACAGCAGGACAUAUGGGGCAGACCAUGUGCAACUGUAACGACACCGCUGUGAAACGCACAGUACAGAAGGACGGCCCGAACAAGGGCCGGAUGUUCCACACCUGUGGGAAACCUAGAGACCAGCAGUGUGGCUUCUUCCAGUGGGCUGAUGAGAACGUACCUCCACCAGGUAGUUUCGGUGGAGGAUUUAAUGCUGGCGGAGACGAAGGGAAGAAGGGGAGGAAGACAAUGGGAGAGGGCGCUGUGACCAGACCUCCCGCCGCAAAGAAACACACCUGAGUCACCUGUCCUCAGCGGUGACUGUUUUGUCCAGAGCGCUGUGACGUCACUAGAUGUAACUGAGUUUGCUUUCAGGUGGACAACACAUAUGAUCAUCAGGUGCCUCUUCGCAGAAGGUCAUCUGUUUCUUCAUCAGUUUUUUCAUCUGCUCUUCCUGUAAGGUGAAAACAGGUUUGACUGCAGGACUAACGGCUAUAAACAGAUUUUCACUUUCUGAUUAUUGUACGCUGGAGAGAGAAAUGUGAAAAUCAGUUUGUGCCUCUGAACAAUAAAAUGAAAAGAGAAACUAAAGUCAUCUGAUCUGAUCUGAGCUGAGCUGUUCUCAGAGGACAGCUCUAAGUUUCAUAAGUGACUUUUUUGUUUAUCCGUGGAGGGAAAGACAGAGGUGGAAGUUAACCUUUCGAGGACAAAAAUCAAAACCAAAACAGAUGCAUACAGAUGCAUAUUGAACCCUUUUAAGAAGGGGAAUUUAAGAUGGUCUGCUUUGCCUACUUACUAAUAUCAAACUGUUAAUUUAGUGCUUAUUUGCAGCUUGUUCUCCUUUUCUGUUGGAGGGAAAAAUUGAGGUGUUGGACUACUUUUAAAACUUGUAGGUGUUUGUAACCACGGUAACAUAGAAGAUGCUCAACAAGUUAAUUGUUCAUUCACUCUGCUGACCUUGGACCAGAUGAGUCUUUCCAUUAUCCAGCCACAGAAAUGUGUGUUCAAUAAAAGAUGGCAUAUAAGCCUGGCAGGUAACAACAAACUGAAGGUGUAAUUAUUAUUAAUUUAAUAUGCUGACUCUUACUUUUAAUUAUUUUCCCUCUUCACUGUAAAUUAGAGGCAUUUUUACAGUUUUUAUUAUUUUGUUGACUUGUAAAGUGUUUAUUAAAAUUUAAUGCGUACAGCAAUGAUAAAGCUUUGCCUGCUCUGCAUAUUUCUAAUGUUAAACCUGGUUGAUGGUAAUAAACUAUUCUGUCUUUUCA
Molecule: messenger RNA, 4356 nt
Organism: Girardinichthys multiradiatus
Lineage: Eukaryota; Metazoa; Chordata; Actinopteri; Cyprinodontiformes; Goodeidae
Product: DNA topoisomerase 3-alpha-like
Exons: 20
Biological process (GO): DNA topological change
Cellular component (GO): nucleus; chromosome
Molecular function (GO): DNA binding; DNA topoisomerase type I (single strand cut, ATP-independent) activity; zinc ion binding
Source: RefSeq, a predicted model, not a curated record